This is a messenger RNA of Psylliodes chrysocephalus, 824 nucleotides long. NCBI's taxonomy places the organism in Eukaryota, Metazoa, Arthropoda, Insecta, Coleoptera, Chrysomelidae. The record is from the annotation of a GenBank genome assembly.
GUUUAAUUACAUAUAUUAGCUAUGCAUGCUUGCCUGGUAUCAUUUAAUAACGUCGCUGUAAACUACAGCAACUUUACCCUUCUGGGAGAAAAUAAUGCAGUUUUAUCACCUCCGCCAGAGAUGGUAGACAUCUUAACCUCCUGUGUUGGCAGACGUGCCAAAGGAUUCUAAUUUGUGGAGCACCUAAAUGGUAAAACUAUUGAUAGAAGCCUAUAAAACACAUAAAAAUAAAUUUGAGUCCCCCAAUUAUAGAAAAAAUAAAGUCUGGGCCCUGAUUAGCUGUGAGCUCCAAAAACAUGGUUUCAUGAAAUAUGGGGCUAAAUGUGACGAAAAGUGGCGUAACCUAAGAAAAACAUAUGACAAAGUUAAACAAAAUAAUAGCAAAUCUGGACAUGGAAAGACAUCAUGGGAAUACUGGGAUGAUUUCCAUGAAAUUUAUUUCAGAGAUCCCAGAUUUGAACCUCUAGCUACAGCGUCAAGUAGUGGAAUUGUGCUCAAAAGAAAAAUAAUUGAGGAAUCUACUUCUAAUACCAGUGAAAUAGAAAAUCAUGCUUCAAAUGCAAAAGUUAGUAUGUGUUCAGGAGAAAAAAAAAGAAAAUCAUCUUUAACAAUUAAAGAAAUAGUUGCCAAUAUACAACAAAGGCAUGAUGAGAAAAUGGCCCUCAAACGGGACAUGUUUCAAUGGUUUAAAGAUAAUUUUAAAAAAUAGGGAGCCUUUGUUAUAUGAGAGUUAAAGGUAUUUUUUGUUAUUUCAUUUUUGAGAAUUUUUUUUUACAAUAUUUGUUAUUUUUGAAGAAUAAAGUUUGUUUUAUUUUUUAUGGAUU